Messenger RNA from Pyricularia grisea, 1005 nucleotides. RefSeq lists its product as uncharacterized. The record is from RefSeq and is a predicted model, not a curated record. The transcript is spliced from 3 exons. Lineage: Eukaryota; Fungi; Ascomycota; Sordariomycetes; Magnaporthales; Pyriculariaceae. The annotation marks the transcript as partial.
CAGGAUCUGCCUUCUAAUAUCUUACUUAGGCGCAUUAGGGCUAACCUCGCUCAGGAUUUCCAUCCACUUUACACUAGGCUCCUAAAAGCCAUAGCCAGAAAAAAAUUGGAAGAAGAAGAGCUGGAAAAUCUCACAUUGGAGCGAAACCACAUCGUCCGUAUACUCACACUAAAGCAUCUCAUCGCACUGGCGCGGCAACGUCAAAAACAACUGGACGAUGACAGGGUAUUCGAAAUCCGCCCCGAAGACACGGAGAUUUUUGAAAAGCAGCUCAAGGAUUCAAGCAAUAUCGACAUAUUGGCUCCUGUGCGAAAGAAUUACGAGGUCCAGCGAUACGUGAAGGAGAUCACCAUUAACAAUCUACUGCUGGAAGCCGACCUUUCCAGGAAUGUCGAUUUUAUUAAUCGCUGGCUGAUGCACAAGCUGCCCCACAGCACUGUCGAAAUGCUCGUGCUCCUGGCGGUGUCCAUAACUACCCUCAAUUUAACCAGGAUCACAAACUGGAGAGCCUGGCAACAAGAUGUUGCAAAAUUCUGGACCAGAGAUGCCGCAUCCAACAUCCCCGAGGCGGUUUUUGAUGGGCCCCGCACGUCGACGUUCAGCUCACAGGAUAAAGGAGGUGGUAGUGCUUCUAGUGGAGGAAAAGCCAGCGCCGAUGUAUCAGCUGCGCCUCGCAUAGACCUUUCCGUCUUUACCAAAAAAGACACAUUUGAUACAGGAAGCGGGCCGGGCGUCAAUACCCUCAUUCACCAUGGCCGAAUGUAUGUCCUAGCAAAUCGCUAUAGGAUCGGUCGACUAAUGGAUAUAUUACUGCAAAAGCUCCACCAAACUUUGGUCAAGUCCAAAGUACCUGAAACGAAUCUCAACGAUAUUAUGGCAAUGGUACGGUUUUGUUAUGCAAAACUGGUCCCCGAAAGGUUGAGGCGGUUGGUGGUGCAUUAUAUUUCCUGUAACGUGGAGACCCUAUGGAAGAUUGAGGAAUUUCAAAAGCUUGUAGAGGAUUAU